AUGGUUGGUAAUAUGAUUUCCCAAGACAUGAAAGUCAAUACUUCUCGUCCUGUGCACAUCGGCAUUGUUGGUGCGGGAAUUGGUGGACUGGCUGCUGCAAUUGCAAUUGGUCAAGCUGGUGCCCAAGUCACAGUGUUGGAAGCGGCCCAAGAGCUAGGUGAAAUUGGAGCAGGAAUUCAGAUGACCCCAAAUGUUUCUGUGCUUCUUCAGAGGUGGGGAGUGGACAAGGUUAUUGGAGAUAACUUGGUUCAGUUUGAAGAAUUGAACAUGCGGCGCAAAGAUGGUACACCAGUCGGUUAUACCAAAAUUGACACAAUCGAACGAGAUCUGCAACGACCAUGGUGGGUGGUCCAUCGAGCCCAUCUCCAUGAGGGGUUAGCCACAAUUGCUGUUAAAGCCGGCGCUAUGAUCAAGCUUGACUCCCGAGUCGUCAAAAUUGACCACCAAGCUGAAAAGGCCACCGUGACUACCCAAAAAGGGGACUCAUACACAUUCGAUCUCUGCGUUGGUGCAGAUGGAGUCAAUAGUGUUAUUCGUCGCUCAUUGUUCCCAGAUGUUCGACCGGAGCCCCCCACCACUAACUGUGCAUACCGAGCCAUGGUGCCGUACGACCAGAUUCGCCAGGAUCCAAUUGCUAAGGAGCUUAUUCAAAAGCUGACCAUGGAGGUGUGGAUGGCUCCUCAAUCCUAUAUCAUUACCUAUCCAAUCUCGGCCGGCAACAUGUUUAACUUGGUCCUGUCACACCAUCGCCCCGAGAAGCUGCGGGCCACUCAGGAAGAUGUACCUAUUGAGGAGAUGCGGGAGGAGUUCAAGGAUUAUGAUCCACGCAUCAAGCGUAUUGUGGAUAUGAUCCCGAAAGUGUCACGUUGGCCACUCAUGGUGACUGGACCAUUGAAGUCUUGGUCCUCGCCCCAGAAGAACGUGGUUCUUAUGGGCGAUGCGGCACAUUCCAUGGUGAAUCACAUGGCACAGGGGGCAGCCACUUCGAUGGAAGACGGCGCUUUCCUCGCCAAGUGCAUUGAGGCUGUUGUUCAUGGCAAAAUCAGUAUCCAGGAUGCCGUCGGAAUCUAUGAGACAGAGCGCAUGCCCAAAGCAUAUGCCAAGCAACAGGUAUCCUUUAUCAACGGAGCCAUCUGGCAGCUACCAGAUGGGCCGCUGCAGCAAGGGCGCGACGCGGCGAUGGCGCCUGAGCUGGAAGGGACCUACUUCGUGCGUAGCAGCAACCUCUACGGAGACCCACAGACUGUGCUUGACAUUUAUGGGUAUGACGUUCAGGGACAUGCUGAAGAUGCGAUACGGAAGUUCUGUGACGGCAAAGAGCCGGCUCAUCCUGUAACGGGCGUCACUCGUUCUUUGCAGGGUAAGUAUAUGGACUGGUACUUGCCAGUCCAAAGCAGACAAGCCGGGAAGCUGUAA
Penicillium odoratum is the source of this 1416-nucleotide messenger RNA. Its product is annotated as Salicylate hydroxylase. Gene Ontology annotation, biological process: secondary metabolite biosynthetic process. The transcript is spliced from 3 exons. Bases 1 to 1416 code for a protein of 471 amino acids. NCBI's taxonomy places the organism in Eukaryota, Fungi, Ascomycota, Eurotiomycetes, Eurotiales, Aspergillaceae. The record is from RefSeq and is a predicted model, not a curated record. Gene Ontology annotation, molecular function: FAD binding; monooxygenase activity.